AUGACGGUUCCAAGUUUAUCUUUUAGAGCUUCAUGCAUUUUAGCAAUAUUAAUUCGAGUAGUGAUGUUAAUAUAUGGAGAGUGGCAAGAUGCGAAUAUGCAAGUGAAGUAUACAGAUAUUGAUUAUAAAGUUUACUCUGAUGCAGCACGUUUUGUUGCAAUGGGAGAAAGUCCAUACAAACGGGCCACAUAUAGAUACACACCAUUGUUAGCGUUUCUAUUGCUGCCUAAUGUAUAUCUACACAAAUCAUUUGGAAAGCUAUUAUUUGUUAGUUCAGAUAUAUUGGUUGGAGUAUUGAUUUAUCGAAUUGUUUGUUUGCGUGGAUUGGACAAACAAAAAGCAACAAUUUAUUCAUCACUUUGGCUUCUGAAUCCGGUGGUAGCCAACAUUUCAACACGUGGUAGUGCAGAGUCGUUGAUUAGUGCCAUGGUGUUGUUAUCAUUGUAUUUGAUGGUAGUGAAAAGAUUUAAGAUGGCAAGUGCAUUGUAUGGAUUAUCAGUUCAUUUCAAGAUAUAUCCAAUCAUUUAUUCGAUUCCAUUGUUGGUGUUGUUAGAUGAUGAGGAUUAUUGGGGGAUUAGGAGGAAGGGAAAGGAGAAAGAGUAUGAUAGGAAUUCAUUGAAAUAUUGGACUGGAAUGAUUAGUAAAUUUGUGACAACGACCAGAAUUAAUUUUGCAUUGAUUAGUGGUGGUGUAUUUUUUAUUCUGAACGGUCUGAUGUAUUAUUUGUAA
Molecule: messenger RNA, 729 nt
Organism: Entrophospora sp. SA101
Lineage: Eukaryota; Fungi; Glomeromycota; Glomeromycetes; Entrophosporales; Entrophosporaceae
Source: the annotation of a GenBank genome assembly